Molecule: messenger RNA, 2173 nt
Organism: Procambarus clarkii (red swamp crayfish)
Lineage: Eukaryota; Metazoa; Arthropoda; Malacostraca; Decapoda; Cambaridae
Product: hemocyanin subunit-like
Molecular function (GO): oxidoreductase activity
Source: RefSeq, a predicted model, not a curated record
UUAUCAUGUGUGAAUUGGAGCCUCUGGGAGCUGGUAUAUAAAGCCAGGCAGGACGGGAGAACACUCACCAUCGACACCAUGAAGGUCCUGGUGCUGUGUGCUCUCCUGGCGGCCGCCGCCGCUGCUACUGAAGGAGCGUCCGUAGCACAGAAACAGCAUGAUAUAAAUUAUCUGCUGUUUAAGGUCUAUGAAGUUUUUCGUGACGCCAACCUAAAGCAGCUCGGGGAGACCUUCGACCCUGAGGCCGACCCAUCUCACUAUACAGACAAUGGCGCCGCUGCCCACAAGCUGGUGAAGGAACUGAAGGACGGGAGACUUCUGCAGCAGAAACACUGGUUCUCCCUCUUCAAUACUCGACAACGUGAAGAAGCCCUUAUGCUCUAUGAUGUCCUGGAACACAGCAAGGACUGGAACACAUUCGUCGGCAAUGCUGCUUAUUUUAGAAACCACAUUAAUGAAGGAGAGUUUGUGUAUGCAUUGUAUGCAGCAGUGACCCACUCUCCACUCACUCAAGACGUUGUGCUUCCACCACUUUACGAGGUCACCCCACACUUGUUCACUAACAGUGAAAUUAUCCAACAAGCUUACCGUGCCAAGAUGACCCAGACGCCAGGUAAAUUCAAGUCAGAGUUUACUGGUAGCAAAAGGAACCCAGAGCAACGAGUGGCUUACUUCGGUGAAGAUAUCGGCAUGAACACCCACCACGUUAUUUGGCAUUUGGAGUUCCCAUUCUGGUGGGACGAUGCCAAAGAAGGUCACCAUCUGGACCGCAAGGGCGAGAACUUCUUCUGGGUACAUCACCAGCUCACCGUCCGCUUCGACGCCGAAAGGGUGUCCAACUACUUGAGUCCAGUGGAAGAACUUCACUGGGAGAAACCUAUUAAGGAAGGUUUCGCUCCUCAUGCAACUUACAAGUAUGGUGGCUACUUCCCCUCUCGUCCGGACAAUAUCCACUUCCAGGACGUCGAAGGUGUAGCUCAUGUUCGCGACAUGCUCAUUCUUGAGAGUCGUGUUCGUGACGCCAUUGCCCAUGGCUUUGUCACUGCCAAGGAUGGAUCUCUCAUUGAUAUCAAUAACGCACGUGGCAUUGACGUUCUAGGUGAUAUUAUCGAGUCUUCUAUGUACAGUCCUAACGCUGAGUACUACGGUGCCCUCCACAACACAGCUCACAUUGUGCUUGGUCGCCAGGGAGACCCUCAAGGAAAGUACGACCUUCCUCCAGGCGUCCUGGAACACUUUGAAACUGCCACCCGUGACCCUGCGUUUUUUAGGUUGCACAAAUAUAUGGAUAAUAUAUUCAGGGAACAUAAGGAUAGUCUCACGCCAUACACUAAGGAGGAGUUAGAGUUUAGUGGUGUUGCUAUUGACAAUAUUGCUAUUGACGGACCUGUUGAAACGUAUUUUGAAGAUUAUGAAUACAGCUUGCUUACUGCUGUUGACGACACGGUCGAAAUUGAUGAUGUAGACAUAUCAACAACUGUGUCACGUCUGAACCACAGGGACUUUUCUUACAAAAUCGACGUUAUCAACAACAAUGACCACGAAGUGUUAGCAACAGUGCGCAUCUUCGGCUGGCCCCACCGUGACAACAAUGGUAUUGUCUUUCCAUUCAACGAAGGUCGCUGGAGAGCCAUCGAGCUGGACAGGUUCUGGGCGAAAUUGAGACCUGGAGUGAACCACAUCGUGCGCAAGGCUAAGGACUCGUCAGUGACUGUCCCCGACGUGCCCAGUUUCCAGACCCUGAUGCAGAAGGCCGACGAGGCGCUCUCCUCUGGCAGCGAGCUCGACCUUCAUCAGUAUGAGAGUGCCCUUGGACUGCCCAACAGGUUCCUGCUGCCCAAGGGUAACUCUAAUGGUUUGGAGUUCGACCUGGUGGUGGCUGUCACCGACGGCGAGGCCGACGCUGCUGUAGAUGAUCUACACACAAACACCAAAUUCAACCACUAUGGCUACCGAGGAGUGUAUCCCGACCACCGACCACACGGCUACCCCCUGGACCGUCGUGUUGACGACGAACGCAUUUUCCACGACGUUCCCAACUUCAAACAAACGCUAGUCAAAAUCUACAAUCGUCACUAGACUUUUUAAAAAUAAUGAUUGUCGUUGGAUUUUCUAAAUUUUGUUUAUUGUUUUUCAUUCAUUAAAACUUGUCAAUAAACUGCAAGAGACUAAA